AUGUGGCCCACAACCACCACAUUCCUGAUACACUUCCCUAUAUUGAUGAUCAUAUUCAUACCCUUUAUUCACGCUUCAAUUUUCGUACACUUUACAUAUAACCAACCUCUUUCCCCUUUUCAAUCCCUUUUCUUUAGCUCCGUAAAAUCCAAUCCAAACCCCAUCUCACCAACACCUGAAAACACCCCACACAUUCCACUUUCUUCGGAUCUGUGCCCUAAAUUUCCAAUCUUGAAACCUAAUUCAAUCAAGUGCGUUUUGAUUAUCUUGGCUAAAACCCUAGUUCAUCAUCCAAUUUGAAGUGGGUAUUCAACAAUCUACUGUUUUGUGGCAUGACCCAGUUGGGUUAAAGUUGAAAGAUUUGAAAAACAGAUUUGGGUUAUUUGUUUGUUAAUCAAAGAUGAUACAGUUACUGUUUUUUCUUGUGUUUGUUGAGGCCUUUGUGGCAUUUCUUUUAAUGGUGAAAAUUGGGCCACUUAGAGAGCUGGUGAUGAAUGGGUUGGAUCAAGUGAAAAUGAGAAAGGGGACUGUUUUGACUAUUGCUGGGACAAUGUCUGUCAUCUUGUUUUCGAAUUGGGUUAGUAUUGUUAAGAUUCAAAAUAAGGGUGCUAAGAUUGGGACAAUGACACCAAUGGAUCAAGUUCUUUGGAGGACUCAUUUGCUAGAGGCUUCACUCAUGGGAUUCUCACUGUAUCUUGGCUUCUUAAUUGAUCGAAUGCACCACCAUCUUCAAAAGUUAAUUAAUUUGAGAAAAAACGGUGGUUCCAAAAAAGAAGUCGAAAAGCUCGAGGCAGAGAAGCUGCAGCUAAAAGAAAACGAAGAUAAAGCAAAAGAAGAAGUUAAACAACUGCAGAAAGAGAUAUCCGGCUUAACAGAAACCAUAAAUAAGAUUAAACUCGAGUCCAAAGAAAAAGAUAAAAAGAUUGAAACUGCAGAAGCUCAUGUGGCUUCCUUACAGAAACAAUCUGCCGAUUUGCUUCUUGAAUAUGAUCGCCUUCUAGAAGACAAUCAAACCCUUCAAGCCCAAACAAAAACCCGACAUUUUUGAGGUUAGAUUGAUUCUUAUGAUGUUAUUUUAACCUUAUUUUCCUAGAAUUAGAGGGUUAAAGUAGUGAGAUGGCGAGGUUGGUUUGAUGACCAUUGUUUACCGUUUUCAUGUUUGACUCUACAUAUGAUCUCAUGUACCUUGUAUUAUUCGGGUUCCCAAUUUUCAUAUCAUUUUUUUUGGAAGCUA
Molecule: messenger RNA, 1234 nt
Organism: Helianthus annuus (common sunflower)
Lineage: Eukaryota; Viridiplantae; Streptophyta; Magnoliopsida; Asterales; Asteraceae
Exons: 2
Coding region: 401-1048 (215 amino acids)
Biological process (GO): intracellular protein transport; endoplasmic reticulum to Golgi vesicle-mediated transport
Cellular component (GO): endoplasmic reticulum membrane; endoplasmic reticulum
Source: RefSeq, a predicted model, not a curated record